This is a messenger RNA of Enhydra lutris kenyoni (northern sea otter), 2918 nucleotides long. Its product is annotated as mitogen-activated protein kinase kinase kinase kinase 2. The record is from RefSeq and is a predicted model, not a curated record. Bases 27 to 2492 code for a protein of 821 amino acids. Gene Ontology annotation, molecular function: ATP binding; MAP kinase kinase kinase kinase activity. Gene Ontology annotation, biological process: protein phosphorylation. The transcript has 32 exons. NCBI's taxonomy places the organism in Eukaryota, Metazoa, Chordata, Mammalia, Carnivora, Mustelidae.
CACGACUGCCCGCGCGGCGCCGGGCAAUGGCGCUGCUGCGGGAAGUGUCGCUGCAGGAUCCACGGGACCGCUUCGAGCUGCUGCAGCGCGUGGGGGCCGGGACCUAUGGCGACGUCUACAAGGCCCGCGACACGGUCACGUCCGAACUGGCCGCGGUCAAGAUAGUCAAGCUAGACCCAGGGGACGACACCAGCUCCCUCCAGCAGGAAAUCACCAUCCUGCGUGAGUGUCGUCACCCCAACGUGGUGGCCUAUAUUGGCAGCUACCUCAGGAAUGACCGCUUGUGGAUCUGCAUGGAGUUCUGCGGAGGGGGGUCUCUGCAGGAGAUUUACCACGCCACCGGGCCCCUGGAGGAACGGCAGAUUGCCUAUGUCUGCCGAGAGGCACUGAAGGGCCUGCACCACUUGCAUUCUCAGGGGAAGAUCCACAGAGACAUCAAGGGAGCCAAUCUUCUCCUCACCCUCCAGGGAGAUGUCAAGCUGGCCGACUUUGGGGUGUCAGGCGAGCUGACGGCGUCCGUGGCUAAGAGGAGGUCUUUCAUUGGGACUCCAUACUGGAUGGCCCCAGAGGUGGCCGCCGUGGAACGCAAAGGAGGCUACAAUGAGCUCUGUGACGUCUGGGCCCUGGGCAUCACCGCCAUCGAGCUGGGCGAGCUGCAGCCCCCUCUCUUCCAUCUACACCCCAUGAGGGCCCUGAUGCUUAUGUCGAAGAGUAGCUUCCAGCCGCCCAGGCUGAGAGACAAGACGCGCUGGACCCAGAAUUUCCACCACUUCCUCAAACUGGCCUUGACCAAGAACCCCAAGAAGAGGCCAACAGCAGAGAAGCUUCUGCAGCACCCGUUCACAACCCAGCACCUCCCUCGGGCUCUCCUCACACAGCUGUUGGACAAAGCCAAUGACCCGCACCUGGGGACCCCUUCCCCAGAGGACUGUGACCUAGAGACUUAUGACAUGUUUCCAGACACCAUUCACUCCCGGGGGCAGCACGGCCCGGCCGAGAGGACCCCCUCGGAGAUCCAGUUUCACCAAGUGAAAUUUGGUGCCCCACGAAGGAAGGAAACAGACCCACUAAAUGAGCCGUGGGAGGAGGAGUGGACGCUGCUGGGAAAGGAGGAGCUGAGUGGGAGCCUGCUACAGUCCGUUGAGGAGGCCCUAGAGGAAAGGAGCCUGACCAUCCGGCCAGCCUCAGAACUCCAGGAGCUGGACUCCCCAGACGAUACCACAGGAACCAUCAAGCGGGCCCCGUUCUUGGGGCCAUCCCCUGCUGAACCUCCAGCCGAAGAAGACCCUCUCUCCAGCCCCCUGGGAACCCUAUCUCCACCGCCCCCAGGCCCUAAUAGCCCCCCACUGCUCCCCACUGCCUGGGCCACCAUGAAGCACAGGGAGGAUCCUGAGAGAUCAUUGUGCCACGGGCUCCCCCCAACCCCCAAGGUGCACAUGGGCGCCUGCUUCUCCAAGGUCUUCAAUGGCUGCCCCCUGCGGAUCCAUGCUGCUGUCACCUGGGUUCACCCUGUCACCCGGGACCAGUUCCUGGUGGUGGGGGCCGAGGAAGGCAUCUACACCCUCAACCUGCAUGAAUUACAUGAGGACACGCUGGAGAAGCUGAUUUCGCAGCGCUGCACCUGGCUCUACUGUGUGAAUAACGUGCUGCUGUCGCUCUCAGGGAAAUCCACGCACAUCUGGGCCCAUGACCUCCCAGGCCUGUUUGAGCAGCGAAGACUCCAGCAACAGGUUCCCCUCUCCAUCCCCACCAACCGCCUCACACAGCGCAUCAUCCCCAGGCGCUUUGCCCUGUCCGCCAAGAUUCCAGACACCAAAGGCUGCCUGCAGUGUCGUGUGGUGCGGAACCCCUACACGGGCAGCACCUUCCUGCUGGCCGCCCUGCCCGCCAGCCUGCUCCUGCUGCAGUGGUAUGAGCCGCUGCAGAAGUUCCUGCUGCUGAAGAACUUUUCCAGCCCCCUGCCCAGCCCAGCAGGGAUGCUGGAACCCCUGGUGCUGGACGGGAAGGAGCUGCCGCAGGUCUGCGUGGGGGCAGAGGGCCCGGAGGGGCCUGGCUGCCGAGUCCUCUUCCACGUCCUGCCCCUGGAGGCUGGUCUGACUCCUGAUGUCCUCAUACCCCCUGAGGGCCUCCCGGGCACCGCCCAGCAGGUGAUCCAGGUGGACAGGGACACAGUGCUAGUCUGCUUUGACCGCUGCGUGAGGAUUGUCGACCUGCUGGGUGAGCCCACGGCCGCACUGGCGCCUGUGCUGACCUUUGACUUCCCCAUCGAGACUGUGGUGUGUCUGCAAGACAGCGUGCUGGCCUUCUGGAGUCAUGGGAUGCAAGGCCGAAGCCUGGACACCAACGAGGUGACCCAGGAGAUCACAGACGAGACAAGGAUCUUCCGGGUGCUCGGGGCCCACAGAGAUAUCAUCCUCGAGAGCAUUCCCACCGACAACCCAGGGGCUCACAGCAACCUCUACAUCCUCACCGGCCAUCAGAGCAGCUACUGAGGGGGCGGGUCUGGCCUUGCCAUCCCCCCACCCUGCCCCCAGGCCUUAGCUGCAGUCCGUUGAGGCAGAGGGCCCUCUCCCCUGUCAGAGGAGCCCAGGCUGUGCUGGCCUGAAGGGCAGAAAUAAUCCUGAGAAGAGUUUUGGGACUACGGAGGGGAGUGGAGGGGAGGCCACCCCAGCACCCCCCCCCCCCCCCCCAAAACUGGACCAGAGGAAGCUGCUGUCCCCUCCCCCUCCCCUGUGCGCAGCUGGGGCCCUGCAGCAAGGGCCCUGGGCAGGGUGGGGGCAGGCCCAGGCGACCCAUUCCAUUUUGUUCCACAUUUCCUUUCCAUUCUUCCUGCCAAGAGCUUGCCCCCUGCACCCUGUCCUGGGGAACAUGGUAUUUAAAAGAGAGACUAUAUUGGUAUUAAAGCUGGUUUGAUUUUA